This is a messenger RNA of Cucumis melo (muskmelon), 2242 nucleotides long. RefSeq lists its product as uncharacterized. The record is from RefSeq and is a predicted model, not a curated record. The transcript is spliced from 12 exons. Bases 187 to 1731 code for a protein of 514 amino acids. Lineage: Eukaryota; Viridiplantae; Streptophyta; Magnoliopsida; Cucurbitales; Cucurbitaceae.
AGGGCUAUAAGAUGCCCGACCCGAUUAAAGUAAAAUGGUGGAGUGCCGGAAAACCCGAGUAGCUGAGGAAAUUUCAGUCUUUACGAAUAAGACGUUUCCCGGUAGCAAAAUUUUGGAGGGAACCCGAGGUUGAAGACGACUGCGAUUCUGAAAGCUAAUCCUGUUCUUGAACCUUCAUAUCUUGUUAUGGAAGUGGGAUCAGAUUCAGACCCUAUAGAAGCUGAAUUGGAGGCGGACGUUGAACCUGUAGAAGACUGUAAUGGGCCUGCUCAUCACCCUUCCGCUCCACUUGAUGAGUUAUUUGACAUCUCAACAACGGUUGAUCCUAGCUAUAUAAUUUCUCUAAUACGGAAACUUCUGCCAUUGAACGCGAGUAACACGCGCAAUUCUUGUGAAAAUGGACAUGACGGCGGUGACACCUCAGUAAACAAAAUGGAUGAAGAUGGUUCUGGUAAACUUGCUGAUAAAGAAGGUGAGGAUGAAGGUGCAUGUCUCAAAUCGGAGCAGCUUAUUUCAUCCCCAGAAGAAAAGGUCUGGGAAGAGUAUGGUUGCAUUCUGUGGGAUCUUUCUGCGAGUAGAUCUCAAGCAGAACUUAUGGUUCAGAACCUUGUCCUUGAAGUCCUUUCUGCAAACCUUAUGGUCUCACAAUCUGUGCGUGUUAUGGAGAUUAGCCUUGGAAUCAUUGGGAACCUGGCUUGCCAUGAAGUUCCCAUGAAACAUAUUGUCGCCAAGAGUGGAUUGAUUACAACCAUUGUGUCCCAGCUGUUUCUAGAUGAUGCUCAAUGUUUAUGUGAAGUUUGCAGGUUAUUGAACACAGGUCUUCAAAGCAGCGAAUGUGUCAUAUGGGCUGAGGCUUUGAAUUUUGAGCAUGUUCUUUCUCGUAUUCUAUGGGUUUCUGAGAAUACCUUAAAUCCACAACUUAUUGAAAAGAGUGUUGGGCUAUUAUCAACUAUUAUUGAAAGUCAUCAAGAAGUUGUUCAUGCUCUUCUCCCAUGUUUGAUGAAGCUGGGUUUGUCGAGUGUUUUGUUCAACCUUUUUUCUUUUGAGAUGAAAAUAUUAACAAAUGAAAGAUCAGCUGAAAGGCAUUCAAUUCUCGACGUCAUUCUUCGGGCAGUUGAAACACUCUCUGGAAUUGAAGAGCAUUCUCAUGAACUUUGUUCAAAUAAAGAACUUUUUCAGCUUGUUCGUGACCUAGUCAAAUUGCCAGAUGCAUUUGAGGUUUCCAGCUCUUGUAUCAGUGCUGUGGUUUUGAUUGCAAAUAUUCUGUCAGAUGUACCUGAUCUAGCCUUUGAGAUGUCUCAGGAUCUGUCUUUCCUACAAGGUCUAUUUGAUACAUUCUCUUUUGCUGGGGAUGACUUAGAGGCGCGUGAUGCUGUUUGGAGCAUCAUUGCUAGGAUAUUGGUUCGUGUUCAAGAAAAUGUGAUGAGCAGACCAAAGCUGUUGGAGUAUGUGUCAUUACUAGUGAGUAAGACUGAUCUCAUUGAGGAUGAUCUUCUAGACCACUGUAUGACUGAAUCAAAUAAAGAAGAGGAUGGAAUGACCUCCGCCUGCACAAAAUCAAACUCUAGAUGUAUAUCUGGAGUUAGCAGAGACGGGAACACACACUUCGUAACCCAUAGUGUUGCUCUUAGCCACUUUCAGUAUGUCACUUCGAUGCCUCUCCAUUCGGAACUCAAAGGCCAGGAUAUCAUUUUGAAUCAUUAUCAACUGAAAGAAAGGCAAUACAGUUAGGUUUUUGCAAAUUUGGUUUCCAUGGUUUGGAGAAAGUUAGAUUUUGGUUUUUAUGGUUUAUAUUUUAUAAUUAGAAUUUAGUCGAUUUGAUUAAACUCUCAUGGACUAUUUAUGAGGGUUUUAUCAAACCAUAAAGACUAUUAAUAGAGGUUAUAUCAAACAUUAAGAACUAAAUUUUGACUUUUAAAACCAUAUGAUCUAAAUUCUAACUUUCUCCAAAAGCUUAGGGACCAAUUUGUAAUAAACCAUACAAAUAUUACUGAAUGGAUGUGCAGUUCGUGAUUGUACUAUGCAACUAGGUCAGCCUGUUGUUGGAUGAUAAAUACAGGUCUAAGCUUCCUCAGAUUCCCAAAAACUUCCGAAAUCCUGCAAAAUGUUUGGUUAUACAAUACUUGCCUUAUAAGUAGUUGGAGAUGGUUUUAUGACCACAAAGGUUUUGUACUGUGAUUGGUUAUACCUAAAAUCACAUUUUAUUCAAUGAUCACUCCACUGGCACAUGGUGCUCGAAUAA